Messenger RNA from Biomphalaria glabrata, 7268 nucleotides. RefSeq names its product cadherin-23-like. NCBI's taxonomy places the organism in Eukaryota, Metazoa, Mollusca, Gastropoda, Planorbidae. The record is from RefSeq and is a predicted model, not a curated record. The coding region runs from base 142 to 3657 and encodes 1171 amino acids. Gene Ontology annotation, cellular component: plasma membrane; catenin complex. Gene Ontology annotation, biological process: homophilic cell-cell adhesion. The transcript is spliced from 23 exons. Gene Ontology annotation, molecular function: calcium ion binding; cadherin binding.
AGCUCUCAAGACGAUGCUGACUACAAUGAGACGUUUUCCCUAACCUCUAACACUGGUAUCAUUCAUCUGAAAAGAAAACUUGAUUAUGAAACCAAGUCCUUUUACCAUUUCAAAGUGUAUUCCAGGGACAAUGGCAAUCCAAUGUGUCCAAGUGUUGCCUGUAUAUGCACUGCUUCACCAGAUGUUUGUAGAGGGGAUCCAGUUGAUUUAUUUAUCACCAUCAUUGAUGUGGAAGAUACACCACCUGUAUUUGAUGGGCUGCCUUAUAUCAAAACCAUAUAUGAAAACCAGCUCCUUGGCACAUCUGUGAUAAAACUGAAGGCUACAGAUGGAGAUAGAGGAGUAGCUGUUCCUAACAAAGUUCAGUAUAACAUCACAGGUGGAAAUACAGAUACUGAUUUUCCAUUUUCUAUUGGCUUAAUGGAUGGUACCAUUGAAGUCAGUAAAAUUCUGGACGCUGAUAAUCCACUAGUAAGAAGUCGUGGAGGACUGUAUCUUUUUACUGUUACUGCAACAGAAGUGAAUGGUACAGGUCAAUUUGACCCAAGUGUAUCAGUCAGCAGUACGCAGGUGUCUAUAACUGUAUUGGAUGUCAAUGAUAAUCUGCCAGAGUUCAAACAAGGGACAUAUAGUGCCACAGUACAAGAGAAUACGCCCAAAGGAGCUCCACUGCUAAUGAGCACUACAAUUGAAGUAGAGGAUAUUGAUCAGACUGGAAACAACAUGUUUAGAGUGGUGAUAAAAAAAGAUGGCGCUGCCUACACUGACUUUACCACUCUACCAAAUGAAAACCAAACAAUCAUUGGGAGAUCAAGCAUCACUAUAAUAGUAGUUAACUCUUCAGUGUUGGACUAUGAAGUUAGAAAGAAUAUCACAUUUCAGCUUGUAGCUGAGGCACUAAAUGGGACAGGAUUUAUCACUAACUUAACGUCAGUGACUGUGUCACUACAGAUUACUGAUGUUAAUGACAAUAGUCCUUAUUUUCCAAGUCAAGCUACACAUUUCAAUGUGCCAGAAAAUGCUACAGUUGGCACCUUUGUGACUCAAGUCAAUGCCAGUGAUUUAGAUUCUGGAGAUUAUGGAACAAUAACAUUCAGUCUGGAGGAUUCGGAAACUGCAUUCUCAAUAAAUAACCAAACAGGGAAGCUUUUAGUGAAUUCUUUACUGGACAGAGAAACAAGAGCAGUGUACAAUCUGGCCAUCUUAGCCACUGACAGUCCUCUCCAUCCGGAGGCAGAGCGGAGAAGAUCAAGACUACAAAUCAACAUAAAUGUGACAGAUGUUAAUGAUAAUGCACCAGAGUGGACCCAGUCUGUGCCAUAUGUGACUGUGUUGGAAAGUACCCCAGUUGGUACUAAUAUCACACAGCUACUGGCAACUGACAGAGAUGAAGGACUCAAUGGACAGAUAGUUUUCUCUAUAGCUCCCAAUACCAAUGGUUCUACUUUAUUUAAUGUUUUGGGAGACAAUGGCAAGGCUUUUAUCUCAGUCAAGAAUUCAUUGGUGAACAAUGUUGGACUUCGAACUGUGAUUGUAGUAGCAAUGGACAGGGGCAGUCCACCUCUGAGCUCUAAUGUUACCAUAUCAAUUUUAGUAGUUGAUGAAAACCAGAACAAACCAGUUUUUGUUCAACCUAAUCAAAGUGCAUUUAAUGAAAGUACUGGAAAAAUUCCUGAAAUAGUUAUUUAUGAAGAAAUACCUCCAGGAUCUUUCCUUUAUCAAUUGAGUGCAACAGAUGCUGAUCAAGGCUUGAAUGGAUUGGUCUUUUAUUACUUGGACUUUACAUUAGGAGAAGACAGUGAAUAUUUUAGAGUGGACAGAGUCUCAGGGAACAUGACAUCUGUUAAAAGAUUGGACAGGGAAUACCAGGAAAUUUAUGAGAUUCGAGUUAAAGCUGAAGACAAUGGCCAGCCAGCAUCCCUAUCAACAUCCCUUCCCAUUCGAGUGCGUCUGCUGGAUAUUGAUGAUAACUCUCCUACCUACGACAAGGUCACCAUGCCUCAGACAAUGUUGGUCACAGAGGAGAUGUCCCCAGUCAGCAUGGGAAAUAUAACUCCAGCUACAGAUAUAGACCAUUAUCCAAACAAUAUCAAUUGUUAUUAUCUCUAUGGAGGAGAUAAUUUAACAAGUUUUACCCUUAACAAAACCACUGGUAAUCUAACUUUGAUACACAAAGUGGAUAGAGAAAAAAUACAGUUUAUGGAUAUAGUGAUUCAAGCUUCUGAAAACUGCAACGAAUCGUCUAUGACAUCCGUUGACUCCAUGUAUCCAUCAUUUAAUUACAACUCCUCUGACUCUUCUCUACUGUACGUCAGGGUUAAGGUGAUUGACAUCAAUGACAACCCUCCAAAAUUUGUUUCAACGUUGUUGUCAACGGCUGUCAUAAAUGACAUUGACCUUGGCACAGAAGUAAUGACAUUGGCAGGCAGUGUUACAGAUGCUGAUACACCAGAGAAUAGCCACAAUAAGUUUCAACUUUUGAACAUAACACUCAAGAAUGACGACACUGUGCUGGACACAAACAAGCAGGCCUUUGUAGUUACUGUGAAUGGCUCCAUUGUAACAAACAUCAGAUAUCGUUCGGACAUAGUUGGCUAUUUCUCAUUGUUUGUUGAAGCUUAUGAUGAAAGAAAUCAAAAAGAUGUUGCGGAAAUAAGGAUAUUUGUAAUUUCCAAUCUCCAAAGAGUGCGGCUUGUUUUUAAUAGACUCCCAAACCAGGUGGAAGAAACAAAGAAUAUGUUUAUCAAAGAGCUUUCUGAUGUUUUAAAACUUGAUUUGGUGAUGGACAAAGUAGUGACACAUACAUCAAUUGAUGGAGUUCAAGACCCAACUAAAACUGACGCCUUUAUACAUGGCCGAGAGCUCAGUACUUUGAAUGUUGUCUCUGCUUCAGAGUUAAGUAGACGAUUUGACUAUGAUCAGAAUGCCAGAACUGUGCUGUACAAGUAUGGAGUAGGGGAAGCGAGGGCCCUAACAACUGAUUCCACGGAUACAUCCAAUGAAGAUUUAAAGAGGACUUUUGCUAUUGUGGCUGCAGUGUUGGCUAUUGCAAUGGUCUCAUUACUUCUGGUUCUUAUUCAUUUGGUUAGAAUGUAUCGCCAUCGACUAAGAGCUGCAACAACAAUGGUUUAUUCUUCAACACCAAAAGAGCAAGAAUUAUUUGAACCCCCAGGGACCAACAAAUAUUAUUCUGCUGAGAACCCUCUGUUUGGGAAAGAAAUCAAGCCAGCACUAUUGGAAGAUGACAAAGUCAGCAACAGUUCUUUGGAUGAUAAUGUUGUGGACUCUAAUACACAAAUACCAGAAGCACCAAAUGAACCAGAAGAGCAGGAAGUUGUCCUACAGAUCAGUGAGUCUCCUGCAGCUAGUCCUGGCCACAAGAAGGACCUCAACCACAACCCUCAUCUGGACGAGGUUCUUGAAGCUUAUCAAAAUAAAGGUUUUGAGGAUAAUGACGAGCCUGACUCCAGGUUAGGUCAAUCAGGAAGGAGUGAUCGACUCAGGCCAGCUAGUCACAGUCACAAUAGACCCAAAAUACCCGAGGCACCAGAAGGCAUUACAAAAUUCUCAGAAAACUUUUUAUCUUAUGACACUGGCUAUCAAAAUAUCAACUACUCUACAUCAGGUAGAGGUCAUGUGGAUUAUACAGACAUCUAGAAGCUUCCUGUCCAUUACAUACAGCUGGUCUGUACUGAUAAAAUUACAAAAAUAUAUUUCUGAUAGGGAAUAAAUAUCAGAAAGCAAAAGUUCUCAAAGAUAAUUUACAGAAACUUAUCUAAGAACUGACAGAGUGAUUUUUAAACACGUUACAUUAAACUAUUCUGAGAUCAGACGUCGGUUCUUAAAAACAUGAUGAAUAGAACUUCUGAGAUAGAACAGCAGUUCUUAAAUAUAUGUUACAUAAAAUCUUCUGAGAUCACACAGCAUGUGUUAAAAAAAAGCUUUUGGAAUAAGUUUUUUUUACUAAAUUUUUACCAGUGGAUAAUUUUUUUUUACAAAUUGUACUAAUUAUUUUAGAAAAUGUAAAUUGAUGAUUAAGAUGACUAAAUCAUUACUUAAAAUAUUAAGUGAGCUGAUUAACAUAAACAAUCUUUUUUUUAUACUGUCAUAUUCUUAUAUAUAUCUUCCCCAAUGAAUCAAGGAAGUUACACUAUUACUAUAUCCAAACAUUGUAAUAUUGUAGUGACAUUGUCUAUGCAGUGAUGACAUUUAUAUUUCCCAACCACUUGUGGCAGGCUUCAUCUCUGCAAAAAUAUCAAGUGCUAUGGAAUAGGCCCUCUGCUUUCUCAUGCUCAUUUGGCAGACAUUUCAAGGGCUGGAUAGCAUAGCAUCUUCGACUUGAUAGCACAGCAUCAUGGGAUGAAAGCAUGGCAUCAUGGGCUGGAUAGCAUGGCAUAAUGGGCUGGAUAGCAUGGCAUCAUGGGCUGGAUAGCAUGGCAUCAUGGGAUGAUAGCAUGGCAUCAUGGGCUGGAUAAGUUCUAUAGUUUAUGUUUUGAUUGUUUGGACCUUUUUUGUUUUUUUGAAAGGGGGAGAUAAUUGUUAAAGAAACCAAGCAGUGGUCAAAAGUAAAUAAAUUGGGCCAAGAAUAAACUUAUAUUUUUAAAUUAAAUUUUAUCAAUGAAAAGUUUUUUUUUUUUUUUUUUUUUACACCUUUCAUAUUAAGAGCUUCAGCAAGAAUUACCGCUGUUGACUCAAAUGUUUCUUUGUAUUCAACAAGGAGUUGAAAGAACUAGAUGUACAUGAGCAAUUAUGUAGAUUCCAAGUUUUGUACCAGUAUCUAUUUGAUAUUAGUUUAUUUGAUUACUGAUGUUUUGAAUGUUUUGAAAUAUACAAAUGUGAAAUAUUAGACUAGAUCUCAAUUUUGUAUUAAUAAUUGUAUGAGGCUCGUUGGAAAGAUUCCUCGAUAUCAUGAAGCAUUGCAAGAAAUAAAUAGAAUGAAAAAUCGCCAUCAGAUUUUAAAAUAGAAAUUGAGUAAAAAACACACACAAACUUUGUUUAGUUCCUUUGAAGGUAAAAGUAGCAAAAAAGGUGUUUAUUAUUAUACUCUAGAGUCAGUUUCGCUUUAUAUGUACCAGUAUAAAAGAUUUAAAACAAAAUAUUUAUGAACCUACUCCUGUUAGUUUUUCAUUUGUUUAUCACUGAAUAUUAAUGUUCAUGAAAUUAUAUCUGUAGGUUCUCGAUAAAAAAAGCAUAAAAUGUAAUUAUAAUACACCAAACAUAGUCACAUACUUGCAUUAUUCACCAAACUCUGACAGACUUUAGACAGACUUUAGACAAACUUGAGCCAGCCAGGAAAACCAAUGACUUGGCAGAAUUUACAUCAUUUGUUGACACGCAUGACUAGAUGCAUGAUGCAUAAGACAUAAUCAUCUUCUUUUUUGAAGCCAUGUCUGUAUUUUAUAAGAUAAGAAGAUAAGACUUAAGAUGUAUUAUAAGGAUAAGUGUCUACAUUUCUACUUUUUUCCUCCUACAUGUUAUGCAAGACACUAGGAUGGCUGCCUGGUCAUGCGGUUUGCGCGCUGGACUGUCGUUUAGAUUUAUCAAUGGUCCCGGGUUCAAACCCUGCCCGCUCCCAUCCCCCGUCAUCCUGCGGGAGGUUUGGACUAGGAAGUAAUUAUCUUCAACUCUGAAGGAACAUCCAAAACAUGUAAAACAUUUUACAAACAAACACUAUUAAUGCAAAAUACUGGGGUUGUAAGAUGCUGGUAUUAUUAGACUCUGUUGUUAUAAGAUACUGGUGUCACAAAAUACAAAUGUUGCUGUAUAUUAAACUCAGUGAUAAUGUUUAUUUAUUUCCUUGUACUGAAUAUUGACUUUAAAUACUUUACAAGAAAUUAAAUCUAUGCAAGUCAUUUGUAUAACUCAUCGACAAACAAUGGAGUGAAUUAAUAAACAAACUAUAAUUUCAAAGACCCUAUGAGUGUUGUAUCUAAUCUUAUGUUUAGUGUUGUGUACCCAAUGUAGUGACUAAUAUUUUGUCUUGUCAUAAAUAUGAGCAAUUUAUUUUACAGUUCAUACUUAUUUUUACAUACAAAUGUUUUAUCAUGUAUUGAAAUUUGUAUUACUUUUAUAUAUAUAUUUGGAGGCACUGUGGCUGAGUGGUAAAGCGCUUGGUUUCUGGGGUCUUUGGUUGGAAUCCUGGUGAAGACUGGGAAACAGAUGAUCUUUACAUCAUCUGCUCUAUAUAUACAAGGUCUGAUCGAAAGGGAAACUUUUUUAUUUAUAUAUAUAGUCUUCAGGACUACUAUAACUGAUCUUAUUAAUUACAGACAUUAGUUCAAAAGAUAAGUACAUAUCCAUGUGUCAAUCUAGUCAUACAUGUUAGUGAGUCCAAAUCUGCUAAGUUGUUGGUUUUCCUGGCUGAUUCAGGCAACCCAUUUCCCAAGCUCUAAUAGCAUUUGGGAAGAUGGAGCACAUAUAUUAAUUUGUCCUAGCAUAUGGAAUAAGAAAAGUGUCUUAAACUUUGUGUGCUUUGAGCAUUUUAUUAUAUAGUUUUAUUAUAGGCCUAUAGUACAAGGUAUAAUAAAAGUUAUGUCAGAUUUUUCAUAAAUGCCCAUUUUGAGAAAUAAACUGACAGGAUCACAAACCAAAACUAAUGACAACAUUAAAUACAACAAGCUUGUUGGUAAACUAAAUUACCUUUUACAAUUUUAGUGAUUGAAAUGUAGAAACCUUUAAAAAACAUAAAUAUUAGGAAUUCAGAACUUCUUCCUUUGUGCUGACAUCAAGCUGGAGUACUGCAAUCCUACAUCUCAGCUGGACUUUUCCAGUUUUUUUUGAAGCUCUCCAUAUAGAUUUUUUCAAAGAGUUGUUUUGGAGCCAUAUCUUGUUCAGGGCUCAUGAUAAAGAAAGCAGCUUUGAAAGACUUGGUCGGCAUUCUCUGGAGACAUCCAUGUGUGCAUGCUUUGCUAGAUCCAAUUGUUCAGAGUCUGGAACAUAUUGUGGUGCAUUCUGUUGUGUCCAGUUAGAACAUUUUUUUUCUCUGAUUCUGUCAAAGCAGUGCAAAUAUUUUCAAAAUGUCAAUUUCUGUGGUACUGAUGAGUUACAAAAAAUAUUAAAUAUUUCUCAAUUUUAUUUACAUUUUGCAUAACUUUUUGUAGAAAUAUUUUCCCUAUCAAUGAUAUUUCAUCUAUGGUAACCAGGUCUGAAUUUAAAGCGAGGUUACAGCCGUGAGGUCGCCACAUAAGAGAUUUUAAAAUUCAUUCAUGGUCUUACUCUACUUAAACUAACAAAAAACAAAAAAUACAUUUUCUUUCACAAAAAUUGCA